Messenger RNA from Bipolaris victoriae FI3, 1734 nucleotides. RefSeq lists its product as hypothetical. The coding region runs from base 1 to 1734 and encodes 577 amino acids. The transcript has 3 exons. The record is from RefSeq and is a predicted model, not a curated record. Lineage: Eukaryota; Fungi; Ascomycota; Dothideomycetes; Pleosporales; Pleosporaceae.
AUGUCGCUAAAUCUUACACCUUCAGAUCCUAGAAACGCUGAGUGGAUUGCUCUUCGUAACAAGCAGAUAACUGAGCUACAGAAUUUCCAGGACGAAGUUAAAGCUGCGAAAGCUAAGUUCUUCAAAGAUAUCGAGAAGAAGCGAGAAGAUCUCAUUGCUACGCAUCAACGUGAGAAGAACGACCUUUUGAACAAUGAGCAGGCAAACAGCUCAGGAACUGUGCUGCCAAAGAAGAGUGGUGAUAGACCUAGGCAGACACCGGCGUCCACCUCCAAGACCUCACCAUACACAAGCACGCCUCAGACACGCCUGGUUAAACAGACUAUCACUGAUGUCAUCAAUCUUUACUCUGAUGACGAUGAGCUAGUUUUUCUAGAACAAAGGAACGUACCAGGGUCAUCAACAUCUGCACCAGCACCAGCUCCAGCACUGCCUAGAGGCAACUCCAAGAAAUCCAAGUGCUCACCAGAAGCCUCAAAGCCUACGCGUAGAGAAAAUGUGCUGCCACAGUCACCGCGGAACUUGGGAGAGCAACAGAGAGCUCGCACCACCACUCUUAAUAAUGCGAAUGUUUCUACAGAUCAAACAGAACAUUCAGCGCAUGUUAAAGAACAGGGCACACGUAAGUCGCAGCAGCACGUCAACAACGUGCUUCCAUUAUCUCAAAAUAGCCCCUCUUUACCACCAGGUAUCACCACUAGAGCGCGAAAAUCGACUCUCCUAGGCAAUGCUUUCAAGAGACCUUUGGUCCCAGUCAUACGUAACCCUCUCGCCCAAAAUAACAGCGAUAUCCGAGGAAGCUCCCAGGUGACAACAUCUAGCACACACGACUCAAAUACUACGCCAAAUCAGUGUAGCACCGCAGCCACUUCUCAGACAAAUGAUUUACGUUCCUAUUUUGCCAGGAAGAGCAAAAGAAAAGUAAUCGACAUCAGUAGUGGCGAAGAUGGUGAUGAGGACGGUAACGAAGCUGGUGACGAAGAUGGUGAUGAUGGCUCAUCCUUUAGCGAUGAGGAGGCAUCAUCCUCAGAAAAAGAAGAAGAAGAGAAGAGAACGAGCACCAAGAGGGCAAAAUUGGGGCCUUCUAUAACCUCUGCCGCUACAAGUGGGCUAUCUCGUACACAGAAGAAUCGCUUUGGAUUUCAGAUCAAUCCGCAAUCGAAAGUAAGAGCAAACAGCCAAGCAGCAGCAUUAUCAUCACAAACAUUGAACAGCACUGCUCAGUCAGGUACACUAAAUGUCCCUGUCGCCGUAUCUUCGGAUUCGACUAACCACAUCAUUGCAGUUCCGACUCCAGCAAUCGCUGCAAAAUACUCAAAUCGAAAAGCCAAGCUCAACGCAGUCGCAAAGAUCGCCCAGAUUAGUCAACAAAGCCCUGAGUUCUUCGAACACACCAACACAGGCAAUGGGAAAGGCGGCCACAAAGCUACCAGUGUUGAGAAGAUGAGCAGUGGGCUACAGAGAAUCAGCAUUACCCCAGCUCCUCCCAGCAAAUAUGUUGGAGAGGAAGUAGAUGUGCUUGCAGACGAUUCAGAUGAUGAGAGCGUCAGGGCUCCUGGGCGGCGCCGAAUUGUCAAAACUACGAUAGAAAGAAAAGAGGAAGAUGGCAGAAACCCAUUUCCUUUGGAGUCAGACUCCAGUAAGCAUAAGUUUGUCAAUGGUGUAGUAUUUCCAACAGAUGAGCAGUGCAGUAGCACAAAGCCUCGCAUCAAGAGGAGAGAACACUGGCCUUGA